Perognathus longimembris pacificus (Pacific pocket mouse) is the source of this 7215-nucleotide messenger RNA. It is a transcript of the gene Arhgap21, whose product is annotated as Rho GTPase activating protein 21. Gene Ontology annotation, biological process: signal transduction; Golgi localization. The record is from RefSeq and is a predicted model, not a curated record. The coding region runs from base 830 to 6421 and encodes 1863 amino acids. The transcript is spliced from 25 exons. Lineage: Eukaryota; Metazoa; Chordata; Mammalia; Rodentia; Heteromyidae. Gene Ontology annotation, molecular function: protein binding.
CUAAUCCCCGUUCCCCGGCGUCGGUUCUCAGGGACCGUAUUAUUCAAGACAGAAAAUAUUCAGCCCCGAGCCUCCCCUGGGGAGGGGAGGGGAAGGAGGUGGAGUGGGAGGAGGUGGAUCCAGGGAGGAAGACGCGAGAAAUCCGCCCCCGGGAAGCGAGCUCCGCGCGCCGCCGCCGCCGCGGAGCCAGGCGUUCCUGUCACUCGGCGAUCGUGGGCGCCGCGCGGAGCGGGGGCCCGGGCCCGGCCAGGCGAGGGGAGAGUCCGGCGGCCGCCGCCCCGCCCCACGCCCUCCCGCGGCGGCCGAGCGCCCGGGGCCAGCCGGGGCAGGUCGCCGCGGUGCCGGGGGCGGCGGCGGCCUGGGAGCGCACGGCCCGCCGGAUCGUCCCGGCUCACGCUGGGUGCGGAGGGCGCCGUCCGGACCGCGAGGAUCCUCCCGCCCCGCUCCCUCCGGUGCGUGGUCCGGCGGGAUCCCCUCGCAAGCUGACGCUGCUGGAAGACCCAUUAUUCGGAUUCUUCGCGGGCCUCCGGAGUAACACUCGCUGGGAAAGGGGACCUUGUUCUGCAGUUGGCCGGGGACACUAGCUUGCCAAAGGGGACUUGUCGCCUUUGUUUUGCAAAUCUGGAAAGAUGGAAGAAGAGGGCGAAGUCAGUUGAAGGGGGGAAACCUGCAUUCCCUGCACCGUGUUUGAAUUUCCCCCGCCCGGCAUCUACUCCCCAGACUUGGUGUGGAAUUGUGUGCCCCUUUUGGUGUGUGGUGGCACCCCACCUCCCCCCACCCCCAAUGUGGACUCCAAAGGAUUUGUCCCUUCUUUGCAAUUUGAAAUGAAAUGAUGGCCACACGUCCGACUGGGCUGCCUGGGGGAGAUGGUGACAAACUCAAGGCCCUUGGGGCCUCUGCCAGUGAGGCAUCGAAAAAUAAAGAUGGAAAAGAACAAAGUGAAACUGUAUCACCAUCCGAAGACGAACCAUUUUCCUGGCCAGGUCCCAAGACAGUUUUGUUGAAGAGAACAUCUCAAGGCUUUGGUUUUACAUUAAGGCAUUUUAUUGUUUAUCCUCCAGAGUCUGCGAUUCAAUUUGCAUGUAAGGAUGAAGAAAAUGGAAACAGAGGAGGAAAGCAAAGAAACCGCCUAGAACCCAUGGACACCAUCUUUGUGAAGCAAGUUAAAGAAGGAGGGCCUGCUUUUGAAGCUGGAUUGUGCACAGGUGACCGAAUUAUAAAAGUCAAUGGAGAGAGUGUUAUUGGAAAGACCUAUUCUCAAGUAAUUGCACUAAUUCAGAACAGCGAUACCACAUUGGAACUUAGUGUUAUGCCAAAAGAUGAAGAUAUUCUCCAAGUGGCGUAUUCUCAAGAUGCCUACCUAAAAGGCAAUGAAGCCUACAGUGGCAAUGCCCGUAACAUACCUGAGCCUCCACCAGUUUGCUACCCCUGGCUGCCAUCUGCCCCGUCAGCCAUGGCACAACCAGUUGAAAUAUCUCCUCCAGACUCAUCUGUGAACAAACAGCAAACCAGUACACCAGUCCUGACACAACCUGGCAGGGCCUAUAGAAUGGAAAUACAAGUGCCUCCAUCACCAACAGAUGUUGCAAAAUCAAACACGGCAGUGUGUGUUUGCAACGAAAGUGUAAGGACUGUCAUUGUGCCUUCUGAGAAGGUUGUAGACUUGUUAUCCAAUAGAAACAACCAUACAGGUCCUUCCCAUAGAACUGAAGAAGUGAGGUAUGGCGUAAGUGAGCAGACCUCUUUAAAAACGGCAUCAAGGACCACAUCACCAUCAUCGAUUCCCACUGCCCAUCUGAUUCAUCAGACUUCAGGCUCCAGAACAUUGGAACCUUCCGGGAUGUUACUUAAAUCUGGACAUUCGGAAGGACUCUCGGGCAGUAGGACUCAAGCAGUGGAGUCUCCUUCUGUAUCUGUCAAUCAUUACUCCCCAAAUUCCCAUCAGCACAUAGACUGGAAAAACUAUAAGACUUACAAAGAGUAUAUUGAUAACAGACGAUUGCACAUAGGUUGUCGGACAAUUCAGGAAAGACUGGAUAGCUUAAGAGCAGCAUCUCAGAGCACGGCCGACUAUAACCAGGUGGUCCCCGCCCGCACUACCUUGCAGGUACGACGUCGAAGCACCUCUCACGAUCGAGUGCCCCAAUCUGUUCAGAUCCGGCAGCGCAGUGUGUCCCAGGAAAGACUGGAGGACUCUGUGCUAAUGAAGUAUUGUCCAAGAAGUGCAUCUCAAGGUGCUCUGACAUCCUCAUCUGUUAGUUUUAGUAACCACAGAACUCGUUCCUGGGAUUACAUUGAGGGGCAGGGUGAAGCCUUAGAAAAUGUCAAUUCAGAAGGUCAAACACCUGACUCCAAUGGGGAGCGGAAACAGACUUACAAUUGGAGUGGGUUUACUGAACAGGAUGAUAGACGGGGUAUUUAUGAAAGACCCAGGCAGCAAGAAAUUCAUAAAUCUUUCCGAGGUUCAAAUUUGACAGUGGCUCCAAGCGCCGUUAAUUCUGACAAUAGGAGAAUGAGUGGUAGAGUAGCCUCUGUGUCUCAGUUUAGAAAGAUUCCACCAGAUCUAAAACCACUGCAAGCCAACAGAAAUUUUCAGACUACCAGUGGAAUGUCACUGCCUCGGGGUAUUUCACAAGACAGAUCACCUCUUAUGAAAGUCCGAAGUAAUUCUCUGAAAGCGCCUUCUACGCAUGUCUCAAAACUGUCAUUCAGCCAGAACUCACUGGUUUCUCUCAAAGACCAAAGACCAGUAAACCACUUACAUCAGAACAGUGUGUUGGGUCAGCAGACAUGGCUCAGAACUGAAAGCACCCCCAAUCACCAAGUGGAGACGGGGAAACCCCUCUGUGUGUCUGGAGCUUCUGCCAAGCCUGGGCCUCAGAGGAAGGAGCACUCGGGUACUUCAGAUUUAGAAUUAUCUGUCAGUGAAAGGAAUGAAGAUGUAAAUUUACAAGAGGCUGACAGUCAGCCCUCAAAUGCUUUAGAGAAUAAAGAACCUGUCAUCCUAAGAGAAAAACCUCCCUCUGGUCGCCAAACACCACAGCCUUUAAGACAUCAGUCUUACAUCUUGGCAGUAAAUGACCAGGAGACUGGGUCAGACACCACCUGCUGGUUGCCGAAUGAUGCUCGCAGAGAGGUCCAUAUAAAAAGAAUGGAGGAGAGGAAGGCCUCGAGUACCAGUCCUCCUGGGGAUUCCUUGGCUUCCAUCCCGUUUAUAGAUGAACCAACUAGCCCUAGCAUCGACCACGACAUUGCACACAUCUCCGCCUCUGCUGUGAUCUCGGCCUCCACCUCUCAGGUCCCCUCCAUAGCCACGGUUCCUCCCAGCCUCACCACCUCCGCCCCUCUCAUCCGACGCCAGCGCUCGCAUGACCAAGAGUCUGUGGGACCCCCAAGCCUGGAUGCCCAGCCCACCUCAAAGACAGAAAGAUCAAAAUCAUACGAUGAGGGUCUGGAUGAUUAUAGAGAAGAUGCCAAAUUAUCCUUUAAGCAUGUAUCUAGCCUGAAGGGAAUCAAGAUCCUAGACAGCCAGAAGUCAUCAGAAGACUCUGAAUCCCGAAAGGAUUCUUCCUCUGAAGUCUUCACAGAUGCUGCCAAGGAAGGGUGGCUCCAGUUUCGUCCACUCAUCACUGACAAGGGCAAGCGAGUGGGUGGAAGUAUCCGGCCAUGGAAACAGAUGUAUGUAGUACUUCGGGGCCAUUCGCUUUACUUGUACAAGGACAAAAGGGAGCAGUUGCCCCCGGCUGAGGAGGAACAGCCCAUCAGUGUCAACGCCUGCCUCAUAGACAUCUCCUACAGUGACACCAAGAGGAAAAACGUGUUUCGACUCACCACAUCUGACUGUGAAUGCCUAUUUCAAGCUGAAGACAGAGACGAUAUGUUAGCUUGGAUCAAGACUAUCCAGGAAAGUAGCAACCUAAAUGAAGAGGACACUGGAGUUACUAACAGGGAUCUAAUCAGUCGAAGAAUAAAAGAAUAUAACAGCCUGAUGAGCAAAGCAGAACCGUUGCCAAAAACGCCUCGCCAGACUCUCAGCAUCAGGCAAACCUUGCUUGGUGCUAAAUCAGAGCAGAAGACUCAAAGCCCACACUCUCCCAAGGAAGAGUCAGAAAGGAAACUCCUCAGUAAAGAUGAUACCAGUCCCCCAAAAGACAAAGGCACAUGGAGGAAAGGCAUUCCAAGCAUUAUGAGAAAAACAUUUGAGAAAAAACCGACCGCCACCGGGACAUUCGGGGUCCGACUGGACGACUGCCCGCCAGCACACACGAACCGGUUUAUUCCAUUAAUAGUUGACAUAUGUUGCAAAUUAGUUGAAGAGCGAGGUCUUGAGUACACAGGUAUUUAUAGAGUUCCUGGGAAUAAUGCCGCCAUUUCAAGUAUGCAAGAGGAACUUAACAAGGGAAUGGCUGAUAUCGAUAUACAGGAUGAUAAAUGGAGAGACUUGAAUGUGAUAAGCAGUUUACUAAAAUCCUUCUUCAGGAAACUCCCGGAGCCCCUCUUCACAAAUGAUAAAUAUGCCGAUUUUAUUGAAGCCAAUCGUAAAGAAGAUCCUCUAGACCGACUGAAAACAUUAAAAAGACUAAUUCACGAUCUGCCUGAACAUCAUUAUGAGACACUGAAGUUUCUUUCGGCUCAUCUGAAGACAGUAGCAGAAAAUUCAGAAAAAAAUAAGAUGGAACCAAGAAACCUAGCAAUAGUUUUUGGACCAACUCUUGUGCGGACCUCAGAAGACAACAUGACGCACAUGGUCACGCACAUGCCUGACCAGUACAAGAUCGUGGAGACUCUCAUCCAGCAUCAUGACUGGUUUUUCACAGAAGAAGGUGCUGAAGAGCCUCUCACCACAGUGCAGGAGGAAAGCACAGUAGACUCGCAGCCAGUGCCAAACAUAGAUCAUUUACUCACCAACAUUGGAAGGACAGGCGCCUCCCCGGGAGAUGUAUCAGAUUCAGCUACUAGUGAUUCAACAAAAUCUAAGGGUUCUUGGGGAUCCGGCAAGGAUCAGUACAGCCGGGAGCUCCUGGUCUCCUCCAUCUUUGCAGCUGCCAGUCGCAAGAGGAAAAAGCCCAAAGAAAAAGCCCAGCCCAGCAGCUCCGAGGACGAGCUGGACAAUGUCUUUUUUAAGAAAGAAAACGCAGACCAGUGCCACAGUGAUCCUAAAGAAGAGCCCCCCAAAGAGAGCGAGACCCCCGGCAGGAAACAGCGGGUCGCGGGUGCCAAAGAGCAGAGCGCCGCCAGGAAAGAGCCGGCGGCCAGGGAGGGGAAGGCGGCCGAGGAGCGCACCCCCAAGCCCGGAGGGCUCCCCCGGCCCUCCCCGGGCGAGGGCCCGGGCUCCGACGCCCGCACUCUGCCCAGCACUCCUUCCCAGGCUUCUCCGGCAAGACCGGCCCCCAAGAAACCCAGCAGCCCCGAGGCCCGGCGCGGCGCGGCCUCCGAGUCCCCGGCCGGCCUCGACUCCAGCCGGCUGAGCCCCGAGGUGCGCUCGGUGGCCGAGAGCCGGGGGGACGAGGCGGACGACGAGCGGAGCGAGCUGGUGAGCGAGGGGCGGCCGGUGGAGACGGACAGCGAGAGCGACUUCCCCGUCUUCCCCUCGGCCCUGGCGCCCGACCGGCUGCUGCCCCGGGGCCGGGCCCCGGAGGCGGCCAAGGGCGGCCGGAGGAACUCGGAGGGGAGCGAGGCGGGCGGCACGGAGGGGAGCUGGACCCCGAGCCUGGACGGCCGGCGGCAGCCCUUCAGCUCGCACAAGCUCAUCGAGUGCGACACGCUGUCGCGGAGGAAGUCGGCGCGGCUCCGGUCGGAAGGCGGCGGCGGCGGCGGCGGCCCGGGCCCCGGCGAGGCGCCCGCGGUCGCCAGGGUGUUCGAGGUGAUGAGGAAGGGCAAGUCCACCGGCAGCCUGCUGCCCUCGCCCGCGCCGGGCCGGCCCGAGGCCGAGCCCACCUGGAGAACCAAGCUGGCCGACCGCCUCAAGCUCCGGCCCCGCGCGCCGCCCGCCGCCGCCGCCGACGACAUGUUCGCCGUGGGGGCCGCGCAGGCCGAGGGCGGCCGGCGGAAGAACAUCAAGCGCCGCCACACGCUGGGCGGCCACCGCGACGCGGCCGACGCGGGCGUCCUGAGCUUCUGGAAGACGCCCGAGCCGGGCGACGCCGCCGCCGAGCUGUCGGCUGUGAGCCGCCUGCGGCCCCGCUGCCCCGCCCAGGACCUGUCCAUCUCCGACUGGCUGGCCAGGCAGCGCCUGCGCACCAGCACCGGGGACCUGAGCCGCGGCGACCCCGAGAGCCCCGGCCCCGCCCCGCCGGACGCCCCGCCCCGCGGCCCCGGCCCCGCCCCGCCCGCCAGGCCCCUCCUCCCCGCGGCCUCACCCGGCCAGGUCAACGGAGACGGCGGCGCCCCCAGGCCGCCCGCCACCCCUCCCUGCCUCUGAGCUCCGGGAGGGGAGGGUUCGAAUCCAUCCUAGCAAAGAACAGAGCCACUGUUACAUGCUCCCCGUCCCGCUGUACAUAGUUCCCUGUACCGGAAUCGUUAUUAUGCAGCCCCGAUGUGGGCUCGUUUCUCCACCUUGCACUGUGAAAUCGCUUUACAGUGCAUCCCGACAGCCAGAAGAACAGAACGUGUAUUUAAAGAUAUAUCGGAUAGUUGUAUAUUUGUUACAACUUACUACAUAGUGUAUACACACACCCCCCCCAUCACUGCGGAAGACCGCCGGCAUUCCUAGUUCUUUUGGUUUUCAUCACUAACAAAAGUGCCUCAUCAUAAAAGUACAUUUGAUUUUUUUUUUAGGGUGCCAUAUUAAAAAAAAACAAACAUCCAUCACUUACCUGGAAUAAAAGAACGUGUCUCUCGGUAACGACUCUCAUGCCAUUGACCAGUUUUAACACAGGUGGAUACAGAGCCUCCAUUCUCUAGUCAUUCCUGGUGGAUCUGAGUUUUAUAUUCAAACUUUUAAUACAGUUUUUUGAGUUUUGUGUGACUUGAAUUUUUAAUCUUUCUGUAAAAUACGUAACUUAAUGAACAUAUUCUAUGUGUAUCUUUUCUUCAGAUACCAGAUUUGAUAUAAAUGUUGUAACAUAGGUGUGUAGAUAGUGGGUCCUGGAUGGAACUGGCCUCUUACCGAGAAGAAUAUAAUUCUGCAUGAGGACUUAAUGAAUCAAACCUGUGUCAUGCCCGUGUGCACACCCAAUUAAACACUGGAAAUAAAAAUCGUUUUGGUGAACUUUG